GUGAUGAAUGAAUUGAAUGGUUUGAAGACUCGCGGCAUUCAGACGACCAAACCGUUGACGUUCACCGACGACCACAUCGGGAAUGUGGGCAAAGCGGCGAUGGAGGCCAUCGACUAUCUGGUCUCCGCCUUCAACGACAAGAGUCUGAAGUUAAAGGCCAUCACAUCGAAGGGAUCUCUUCUGGAAUCGAUUAAUUUCAUCAGCGAAUCCAUUACUGAUACACAGGGCAAUUCAAACGACGACUUCAUUCUCAGCGCGUGUUUUCACUUUAUUAAAGACGAACCCAAAGACAAGGCAACCAAAGAGAGUGCUAUGAAUUCAAACGAGUCGAACAGUAUAUUCCGUGAAGUGGUUCUCCUGACCGACGACCGGAACCUACGGGUGAAGGCGUUGGGCCGUAACGUUCCGGUCAGGGGUUUACAGCAUUUCGUGAAGUGGGCCGCCAUUCGGCCGGCGGCCGACCCGAAGCGACCCAAACAACACUAAUUUCAAUUAUGAUUCAAUUCAAGAGUUAAAUCUGUGGCAAAACAAACGCCCGACUCGUGUCGUCACUCUCAGAAUCGACAACAGUAUUGCCCAACAAAUGAUUAAACACUGGAUUGGAGUUAAGAUAAACACUUAAAACUUGACCCAAAGUUAUUAUUCUUAUG
Molecule: messenger RNA, 650 nt
Organism: Medioppia subpectinata
Lineage: Eukaryota; Metazoa; Arthropoda; Arachnida; Sarcoptiformes; Oppiidae
Source: the annotation of a GenBank genome assembly